AUGAAAUCUAUCUAUCUAUCGCAGUCCGUUCAGUAUCUAUCUAUCUAUCUAUCUAUCUAUCUAUCUAUCUAUCUAUCUAUCUAUCUAUAUGAACGGUGGGGAAUUACAGCUGAGACAUCACCAACUUGUCCAAAACUGACGAAGAAUACCCCCAGUCGCUCUUCUGUCAGAUCCAUGAGCACCCAGUGUAGCCUCACCUGGUCAUCUGAGUGUUCAUGUAUUCAGUUUGCUUGUCUGUUUGCUGCCCGCCCUUUUUUUGUUUCCACCUCACAUGCCAACACUUGUUUGGCCUGCCUUCCGUCUACUCGCUUACUUUCCUGGAUUAGCCUUGAAUAUUUUCCCCCCUGCUUUCUCUUUUUCUUCCUGUUUAUCCUUUUAUUAACACGUUUUAUUCUCUUCUUUGCUUUUUUUGUUAUUUCGGCAUCCAUUUUACCCCUACCGCCGCUAUUUCGUUUGUAUUUCUUCUUUCUUUCUUUCUUUUUCUUUCUUUCUUUCUUUCUUUCUUUUUUUCUUUCUUUCUUUCUUUCUUUCUUUCUUUCUUUCAAAUUCUUAACUUUGAUUUCCGUUUCCUAA
Molecule: messenger RNA, 573 nt
Organism: Acanthosepion pharaonis
Lineage: Eukaryota; Metazoa; Mollusca; Cephalopoda; Sepiida; Sepiidae
Source: the annotation of a GenBank genome assembly